Molecule: messenger RNA, 4777 nt
Organism: Neurospora tetrasperma FGSC 2508
Lineage: Eukaryota; Fungi; Ascomycota; Sordariomycetes; Sordariales; Sordariaceae
Exons: 1
Coding region: 1-4653 (1550 amino acids)
Source: RefSeq, a predicted model, not a curated record
AUGGCCCUCAAACACAGCGAUAACGACAUCCAAGACUCGCAGGGUCAUCAUAAUGUGGACGACAACGUCGAACCUCAGGGCCCAACAUCAACACUAGAAAAUAAUACUCCGACGACAACGACAACAACAAUAACUCCGAGUGUCGAGGUCCAGCAGGUGUCCUCUCCAGCCCAAUCUCCCAGGUCUCCAGCGUUGUCUCAGGCUACCGCUCCCUUCAGCACGGCGACGCCUAUAACCAUGGCCACGACACCGUCCUCAUCAGUGGCCGAUCAGACAUGUGCGGCUCCGCUUGGUGCGAACACAGUUCCUGGCGAUCAUGAUGGAAAUCAACAACAACUGGGCCUGGAGAGGGACCCUCCAAUCCGGCUGCUCAGUCCUGCGGGAAUCACGCGGCGCGCCAGCAGCACGAGCAGCAUAAGAACAGACGGCUCCAGCGCUAGCAACACUCCGUUAACCGCAGGAGCUCAGGCCGCCGUCCCCCUCCCAAUCCCGGCACUCGCAGAGCUGGCAGCACGCGGCGCAACCACGGUCAGCUACAUGGUCCAAUCUUACGAGGCGCUGCGAGCAGCCAGGAUUGCCGCCGGAUACGAUAUGGUGCAACAAGUGUCGUCCAAAGCGAGUGGGAGCCAGUUGGGCGUAUCACCAUCGCCGUCGCCGUCGCCGUCGCCUUCGGGAUCCCGGUCGCCGUCCAUUGUGCAAAUCCCCAAUCAACAAGACAAUGACAAUGAUAGCGAUAACACGCGAUCGACAGCAGCGAUAGUACCUGGAGACGAUUACAACAACAAUAGGCAGGAUUCUGGCCACGACGGGGCUGCAGCUAACAACAAGCAAUACGACAUUGACGAUCCCAGUCCCGAUAGCAACGAGCGAGGUAGCCAACUUCGGCCUGUGCCGCAACAACAACAACCCACAGCAGCCGCCGUCACGACAGGGGAUCAUUCCUUUUCACGAUCAAUAAGCGACAACCACCAACACGAACACGACCUUUCUGCCCCCCUGAACAGCUUUUCGCUGCCCCCUCCGCCACCGUCUGAUCCCAGCGCAGUAGUAGGAGCAACUGCCGUCGCCAACACGACCGUUGUCCGCCCAACCCCCGAGAGCCCCAAAGUACAGCGAUCGCGCAGCUCUACAGUAGCGCUACAGCAGACCCCGCCGCCGAGAACAUCCUCGACCGCCAGCAUCCCCCUGAGCCACCCUACCCCGGACACUAGCAAGCGAUCACGAUCAGGCGCCUACGUCGGUAACAUCGCUGCUCUCGAGGCCACCGCCGAACGCUUUUCAUUGACCAGCUCAAUUGAAGAGGCCAUUCGCAACGAACACAACGAGCUCAAGCGCAGCGACAGUCGCCGAUCGGCCAUCCUACAAGCAACCAAGUCACCGACAUCAGACACUGCAUCCUCCCCCAUUCGAUCGCGGGUAUCGUCGAGCAGGACCAACUCCAUUCGCGCAUUGAACUCUGCGGCGCGGCUGGGAGGCUACUCGCCCGGAGGUUAUGUUAUGACGCCCAACCACUCUUUGUCGGGCGGCGCUCAUUCCGGAAGCAAGCCGGGGUCCAUUGGAGAGUCGUCGCCCAAGUCUCCUCCAGCCGAGACUGCUGCAAACGCCCAGAACCCCGACUUCAUCGGAGCCGGUACCGGAGAAGAGUUCCCGUUUGCCCGCCACGGACCAGGAAAGAGUUCGGUCAGGGAUGCCUCAAGGAAACCGGACUCUCUUGCACAGAUCGCCGAGUUGGACCACCCAAUAACGAUUACCCAGGAUGCUAUCGACGAGGCAGACCGUGCUGCGGCCACGGGGGCGGCCCUAGAUGACGAUGAAGCCAUCGCAGCCCGUGCCCAUCAGCAAAUCGAGCCGCAGUAUGCAGAUGAGAUGGACGACGUGGACCUCAAUGGACCAGACGAACCAGUGCGACAGCCAAUACUCGACAAUACUUUCUUCGACCAGCCCGGUCCCCGGUUGCAACUUCACCAACCCGUCGACUACCCGCCCUACGAGGACCAUGAUGCUCAUCAGCAAUAUCACGGCAGGCCACUGACGGCCGCAUCUCGCACCACCUUGCAACAAGCCAACGAUGCAUUUGGUGAUUUUGAUGGCGUCCACUGUGAUCCAGAUGUAGAUCAUUUCGCUGGGCUCCCACAGCCUGCUGAACGCGCUCCUGAGCCAAGGAGGCGUCGCGAGACACUGCAACCACGACCAAAGUCUUACUUUGACCCUUCGACAGGUCAGGAGAUGCUUUACUACCCUGCGCCAGUUCCCGCCAUGCUCAACCUCCCGCCCAAACUCUCCAAAAACACCAACAAGGCUGGUGGUGCCCGGAACAUGCGUCGGUCUCAGGUUCUCAGCGUUAUGCAGCAGCAGUCAUCCGUUUAUGGUGGAAGCCGAGACAACCUGCCAAUGAUGUCGGGCGGUGCGGGCGAGGCGCCACCUCAGCUUCCGCAAAUUGAUGGCUUGCCGUAUGCGGACGGACCGGCUGAGACAGCAGGCGCAUUCCCGGCGCAGUCAGGGCGGGAAAUUCGCCGACCACAACGGUUGACCGAGACGGACAGGCGCAAGUCGCAAGCCACAAUGCUCAACGGUCUGCCACCGCAGCUCCGGGCCAGUGCCUUUUUCGACCUGCCGACGUCUACUACGCCUCAUAUACAGCUGAAGGAUGGGUCUGCCACGGCAACCUUGGAGACCAUUCUGGAUGCCUCGGCUACAGCGCCCGUCAGCGCCUUUACUGAUCACGCCUAUGGUGGAAAGCUCGGCCCCGAGGUGUAUGGCACAGACAAGAAGAAGAUCCAGAAGUCGGUCACCUCUGCGGAUAUCCCCACAGCUCCCGCCAAGAAGACUCGCAAGAAGCUGAUCAAGAGGAACUCGAGCAGUGGCCUGCUCGAUGUCAAGGCCAACAAGGAUAGUGAUGAGGAUGAGGGAUGGACGAGCGUCGGUCUUGAUGCUGAUGAGCCUGGAUCAAGCCGUCGGCGAUCACCCGAGAUGGGCCAGGAGGGGGGAGAGGAAGAGGAGGAACUCGUCGAUGGAGAGCCUGUGUUUAACGGCCCACCAACGACACUCUUGGCCGAGUUACAGAUGCGCAAGCAAAAGGACAAGAUGUUGAGGCGUCCCGCAGCAGCGGGCAACCCCUACGGUAUGCACGCCACUUUGCUCGAGCUCGAUGCCGUUGCUCAGGUGCAACGCAAGCAACGGAUUACCAAGCGCGUGAACCUUGCCUGGGAAGAUCCCGCCCAGAACCCAACACCGGAGUCUGACGAUGAAGACGUCCCUCUUGGCAUGCUGUACGCGGCCAAGGCUGCGGGCGUCAAGGAUCCUCACACUGCCGACAUUGCCGUCCUCAUGAGCGAGGUCAACCGCCCCCUGGGCUUGAUGGAGCGUCGUGAACUGGAAGAGAACGAGCCGCUCAGCCAGCGCCGACACAGGCUGAAGGGCAGCGAAAGCCUACCAUCCAUGUCUCUGGACCAGAUGCAGAGGCGCAUGUCCCACAUGACGCUCACUCCCUCCGGAGGUCCCAAUGCCCUCGGUAACCGCUCACAGUCGAAACUGACCCUGCCUUUGCCGCGCGGUUUGGCAGGCGGUUCCAACCCAGCCCUCAUGGCAGGAGGUCUCGACGCAGAAGGCAGCGACGCCGAAGGCGAAGGUGAGACCCUCGCGGCCCGCAAGGCCCGUCUAACAGCCGAGAACCCUCUCCCGCGCGCUCGUCCUGUCAGCGCCGGCUUCUCUUCCGAACUCCUCAGCGAGUUCGGCGUUACCCCCAACGAGGAGGAGAAGCGUCCGACAUCCAAGGACUCCAAGGGCAAAGCACCCGCCUCUGGCGUUCCAGAAGAAGAAGAAACCCUUGGCCAGCGCAGAAAGAGGCUACAAGCCGAGCGCGAGGCUCGCGAGCGGGAAAUGGCCGCCGGCGCUCUCCCCGGUAAUGCUACCCAAAUCGCCACUAACCCCAACAUGCUCGCGGCUCCUCCUCAACCGCGUGACCGCCGUGACUCCGCCACCUUGAUCCCCUUUGAUCCCAACAACGUCAACCCUGGCCCUCCUUCCAGGCGCGUAUCUCUCUCCGACGUUCUCAACGCCCACCCCGUCGACAGCACCGGCCUCGGCAACCCCCACAUCAGUCCCCUCGAACAAGAACGUCUCCGUCGCGAAGCCGAAGGCCUUCGCCAGCAGCGCGCGCAGGAAGCCAAGAUGGCUGCCAUCCGCGCGCAGAUGCCCCAGACACUUGCUGCACCCGCAAUCGGCGCUAGGACAGGCGGAUUCAUGGGCGGCAUCUAUAACGGUGGUGGCGCCGGUGCGAACCGGAGCAAUCCGGCCCUCGGCCAAGGGCUGGGAAUCGGAUUUGAUCCGAAUGCCAAUGCGAUCCAGCCGAGAGGUCUGUUAGCGCAGCAGCACGAGAUGGAGAAGCCGAUGGCUAGGAGGGCGAGUACCAUGACUGUGGGUGGUGGUGCCGCUGGUGCGCAGUAUGGAAUGGGCAUGGGCAUGCCGAUGAUGGGCGCUGUCUCCAACUACGGUGCGUAUGGCGCGCCGAUGCAGUUCCAGACGGGACCGGGACAGAUGAUGAGACCUCAAAUGGGAAUGAUGUAUCCGCACCAACAGCAGCAGCAGCAGCUCCCGCAGCAGCCAGGGGGCGUGGAUAUGGUUGAGAGGUGGAGACAGAGUGUUAUGCCUUAAGGGGGUUGAUUUUUCUUUUCUUUUCUUUUCAUGAUCUUGAAUACCUUUUUUCAGGAUUUGUGAUCAUCUUUCUGGAUAACACUUUACAUCACAUUACAUUACAUACAUACAUAACAUCGCAUCG